AUGAUUGGAAGCGUCUGCAAGCCUGUUUCUUCAUUUGAUAAAGAUCUUUUCUUAUCACUUGUGGAAUCUACAGUGGCAUGCGCCGCUUUUACAGAGUAUGGGUAUGAUCUUAGAAGUGCUGUAGGAUUUGAAGAAAAAACAUUUUAUGUAAAUUUACCAUGAAGAACUCAUGGAGUUACUGUCUUAGGAGGAGUCAUUUUAAUCAAUUCAAUAGCCAAGCAAAAAACACCAUUCUGUAAGUGUGUAAAAAUAAUCGCCUACUUGCAUGAAUUAGCCCAUGCUUUGAGAAAAACCGAAAAUGGCCUGUAUUCAUUUGAAAAUCAUACUCCACAAAAAGAUGAAUCAUUUUUUGAGGGUUACCCUAUGGCUAAGAGAGAAGAUAGAUUUCCGAAAGAAGCAGCAAAGAAAGAAGGAGGAAUGCAACUAGAGUCAAUCUUGUUUGGGAACUUUGUAAAUAAAGUAAAUGAUGAACAGAUAAACUUUAUUACUAAUAUAAACAAUUGGAGUAUGAAUUUAGAUGAGUUUAAAUCAGAAUUAGCAAAGCUCAACUCCGGUUCAUCAGCUUACUAUCAAUUAUGCAGAGAUCAGUACUACUCUAUUGAUAGAGAACCCCAUACAAAUCCUUUAUUCUGGAGCAAGUAA
Messenger RNA from Blepharisma stoltei, 642 nucleotides. Lineage: Eukaryota; Ciliophora; Heterotrichea; Heterotrichida; Blepharismidae. The record is from the annotation of a GenBank genome assembly.